AUCAGUUCGCCUUGAGACUCCGGAGUGAGAAGAUGGGCUCUGUGCUCGGGCUUUGUUCUGUGGCGAGUUGGAUCCCCUGCCUUUGUGGCAGCGCUCCUUGCCUUCUGUGUAGAUGUUGCCCCAGUGGAAACAACUCAACGGUCACCCGUCUAAUCUACUCCUUUUUCCUGCUUCUGGGGGUUGUCAUCGCCUGCAUUAUGCUGAUGCCUGGCAUGGAGGGCCAACUCAAGAAGAUACCAGGUUUUUGUGAGGGAGGAAUGGGAACCUCGAUCCCAGGCGUAAAGGGACAUGUGAACUGCGACGUGCUGGUGGGCUACAAGGCCGUGUACCGCGUGUGCUUUGGCAUGGCCAUGUUCUUCCUUUUGUUCUCUCUUAUCAUGAUCAAGGUUAAGAGCAGCAAAGAUCCACGAGCCUCUGUGCAUAACGGGUUUUGGUUUUUUAAGUUUGCUGCAGCCACUGCUAUUACCGUAGGAGCGUUCUUCAUUCCUGAGGGUCCUUUCACAACCGUGUGGUUCUACAUCGGCAUGGCUGGUGCUUUCUGUUUCAUUCUGAUUCAGCUCGUGCUUCUGAUCGACUUUGCUCACUCCUGGAAUGAGUCCUGGGUGGAAAAGAUGGAGGAAGGAAACUCUCGCUGCUGGUAUGCCGCGCUUCUUAGUGCCACAGCCGUGAAUUACACCCUGUCCUUGGUGUCUGUGGUGAUGUUCUACGUGUACUACACCCACACUGAUGGCUGCACUGAGAACAAAGCCUUCAUCAGUGUCAACAUGCUGCUGUGCGUGGGAGCCUCCGUCAUGUCUGUCUUACCCAAAAUUCAGGAGUCACAGCCCAGGUCUGGUCUCCUGCAGUCCUCCGUUGUCACCCUGUACACUAUGUAUCUGACCUGGUCUGCUAUGACGAAUGAGCCUGACCGCAAAUGCAACCCGAGUCUUCUGGGCAUUAUUGGCCUGAACAGCACCACCCCGGCUGGCCAGAGUCACAUGGUUCAGUGGUGGGAUGCCCAGGGCAUUGUGGGAUUGAUCCUGUUCCUGAUGUGUGUUUUGUAUUCCAGCAUCCGCAAUUCCAAUAAUUCUCAAGUCAACAAGUUGACGCUGACUAGCGACGAGUCUGCCCUGAUCGAGGAUGGUGUAUCACCGGAGCCUGACGAGGCAGACGAUUCGAACCGGGCCGUGGACAACGAGAAGGACGGGGUCACGUACAGCUACUCGUUCUUCCACUUCAUGCUGUUCUUGGCCUCUCUGUACAUUAUGAUGACUUUGACCAACUGGUACAGCCCUGACGCCAACUAUGAGGCGAUGACCAGCAAGUGGCCGUCAGUGUGGGUGAAGAUCUCCUCCAGCUGGAUCUGUAUCUCUCUCUACGUGUGGACCCUGGUGGCUCCGCUUGUUCUCACCAACCGUGACUUCGACUGACGGGGCAGAAAAAAGCUUCAACCAAACCUCGCCCUUCGAAAUUGUGAAUAUCUGCCUGUAAAUGAAGGGUCGGUCGGUUCAUAAUUGUAAAUGGCUAAAGCUGGUGCAUUCCUGUGUAGUUAAUCCUCAGUUGUUGUUUUUUUUCGAUUUAACUGUUGCAUGUAAUGUAGUGAUAUUUAUUUGUGCUGUAUGUCAUAAGAGGUUUAAAACUGGUUGUUGACUACAGGAUUAUCUACGUCCACGUCCUGAAUGAAAAAUAAGGAGCGAUUGAUUGGAAAAAACAUUGUGGGGAAAAAAAGUAGCUUGGGAUUGACAGUACUGUUAAAACAUUUUGCUAUAAAUUAUUCAUAAAUCUAUAGGAACACCAUACAUUUUAUUAAAAAUUUCCUGUAUAAAAGUUCAGUAUUGCAAGUAUCAUUUCUACAUAGAAGUUUAGAUUUGCAGUGUUUUUUCUUUUCAUUCCUAUAAAUUUGCAUCAAAUCAUGACAUUUGGGAUAUUACUUCUGAAACAUAGCUCAUGAUGUAAAAUGCUGUUUUAUUAACAUCAGUGUUAGCAUUCUUGGUGCAUGUUAAUGAAUUCCCAGGCUUCUAGUUAGGACUGUAAAAACGCCACAGUGCUAAUCCUUAAAUUUGCAACUUGCACAGAUUAGUUGAGUUUUAUUGUGUUGUAUUGCGUUUUAAAAUGUUUUUGCACUGAUUCAUCGCUUUUAAAAACUCAUGUUGAAGUGAUCUGUUACUUCAUAUGUGUAUUUUGCUUCUAUACCGUAUAUACACGUGUGUUACCAGCCUGCUGGAGGUAUUAGUCUAGUAGCUGCUGUUAACAUUAUAGGCGUUGAUGCAUUGAUGUUUUUUUUUCUCAUCUUCCUUUUUGUCACUUUGACAUUGUGCAUUGUAAUCUAUCUUGUCUGAAUCAAUAAAGGUUUAAAGCCCCCCAUUCCUCUCA
This is a messenger RNA of Clarias gariepinus (North African catfish), 2352 nucleotides long. It is a transcript of the gene serinc1, whose product is annotated as serine incorporator 1. NCBI's taxonomy places the organism in Eukaryota, Metazoa, Chordata, Actinopteri, Siluriformes, Clariidae. Gene Ontology annotation, cellular component: membrane. Bases 33 to 1409 code for a protein of 458 amino acids. The transcript is spliced from 10 exons. The record is from RefSeq and is a predicted model, not a curated record.